Molecule: messenger RNA, 3237 nt
Organism: Parastagonospora nodorum SN15
Lineage: Eukaryota; Fungi; Ascomycota; Dothideomycetes; Pleosporales; Phaeosphaeriaceae
Exons: 2
Coding region: 1-3237 (1078 amino acids)
Biological process (GO): nuclear-transcribed mRNA catabolic process, nonsense-mediated decay
Cellular component (GO): cytoplasm
Molecular function (GO): zinc ion binding; RNA helicase activity; ATP binding
Source: RefSeq, a predicted model, not a curated record
AUGGAGGGCGCAUUCACGCACAUGGGCAACCACCUGGUAUCCGACUCUGCGGCGACCAUCAAUGCUGGCGCCGGCGACGACGAGAGCAUCCUGGACCAUGGCCUGACGGGCUCACGCCGACGCCGCAUUGGCGAGGAAGAUGACGAGACGGAUAUUUACGACGACGACGACAUGGAGAGCAUGGCGAGCAUGCCAGUGGGCGGCGCCAACGGCAAGCCUGCGAUGCGGGCUGAGGAAGAGGUCGAACUCCCCGCACACGCGUGCGCAUACUGCGGCAUCCACAACGCCGGCAGCGUCGUCAAGUGCCUGGCCUGCACCAAGUGGUUCUGCAGCGCCCGCGGAAACUCGUCGUCUUCGCACAUCAUCAACCAUCUCGUCCGCGCCCGCCACAAGGAAGUCCAGCUGCACCCCGCCUCGUCGCUCGGCGACACCACGCUGGAAUGCUACAACUGCGGCACCAAGAAUGUCUUCCUCCUCGGCUUCAUCCCCGCCAAGUCUGACACGGUCGUCGUGCUGCUGUGUCGCCAGCCGUGCGCCUCGAUGCCCUCGCAGAAGGAUAUGAACUGGGACACGUCCCGCUGGCAGCCGCUGAUCGAGGACCGCUCCUUCCUGCCCUGGCUCGUGCCUGCCCCGACCGACCAAGAACAGCUCCGCGCCCGCCACCUCAGCCCCCAGACCAUCGCGAAGCUCGAAGAGCUGUGGAAGGACAAUGCAAAUGCCACAAUCGCCGAUCUUGAGAAAGGUGCUGGUCAAGAGGAGGUCAUUGCAAAGGUUCUGCUGCGCUAUGACGAUGCUUUCCAGUACCAGAACGUAUUUGGUCCUCUGGUUAAGAUCGAGGCCGACUACGACCGCAAGCUGAAGGAGUCGCAAUCGCAGGACAACCUGGUCGUGCGUUGGGACAUGGCCCUGAACAACAAGCACACGGCAAGCUUCAUUCUUCCUAAGCUGGAGUUGGGCGACGUCAAGCUUGCGGUGGGCGACGAGAUGCGCCUGCGCUAUACCGGAGAGCUUCGCCCCCACUGGGAGGGUGUCGGCUAUGUCAUCAAAAUUCCCAACAAUCAGUCCGACGAGGUCACGAUAGAAUUGCGUACCAAGGGCGAUCACAAGUCUGUGCCCACCGAAUGCACCCACAACUUCAGCGCCGACUACGUCUGGAAGGCUACUUCUUUCGACCGCAUGCAGCACGCCAUGAAAACUUUUGCCAUCGACGAGAUGAGUGUUUCCGGAUACAUCUUCCACCGCCUGCUCGGUCACGAGGUCGCGUCUGCGCCCAUGAAGAUCCAGAUUCCCCGCAAGUUUAGUGUUCCUGGUCUUCCCGAGCUCAACGGCAGUCAGAUCAAUGCUGUGAAGAGUGUCUUGCAAAAGCCCCUUAGCUUGAUCCAAGGACCCCCAGGCACGGGAAAGACGGUCACUUCUGCCACCAUCAUCUACCACUUGUGCAAAAUUAGCGCCAGCCAGGUCCUCGUCUGUGCACCAUCCAACGUCGCGGUCGACCAGUUGUGCGAACGUAUUCAUCUUACUGGGUUGAAGACGGUUCGUGUCACUGCCAAAUCGAGGGAAGAUGUCGAGUCGCCAGUUGGCUUCCUGUCGCUCCAUGAGCAAGUCCGCAUGAACGAUACCAACGUCGAGCUCAACAAGCUGAAUCAGCUCAAGAGCGAUGUUGGCGAGCUGUCCAGUCAGGACGAGAAGAAGUUCAAGCAGCUUACCCGCGCAGCCGAGCGCGAGAUUCUCAACGCAGCCGAUGUCAUUUGCUGCACCUGCGUUGGAGCGGGCGACCCUCGACUUUCCAAGAUGAAGUUCCGCACAGUUCUGAUCGACGAGUCUACUCAGUCUGCCGAACCCGAGUGCAUGAUUCCUCUCGUCCUUGGUUGCAAGCAGGUCGUCCUGGUUGGUGACCACCAGCAGUUGGGACCUGUCAUCAUGAACAAGAAGGCUGCUACAGCUGGUCUUAACCAGUCUCUUUUCGAGCGCCUGGUCAUUCUUGGGUGCUCGCCGAUUCGACUUCAAGUGCAGUACCGCAUGCAUCCCUGUCUGUCCGAAUUCCCAUCGAACAUGUUCUACGAGGGGUCCCUUCAGAACGGUGUCACGAUGCAAGAGCGUAUCCGCCGUGAUGUUGAUUUCCCAUGGCCAGUCGCCGACAGCCCGAUGAUGUUCUGGUCGAACCUCGGCGCUGAGGAGAUCUCAGCCUCCGGUACGUCAUACCUCAACCGUACUGAAGCGCAGAAUGUCGAGAAGAUUGUCACUCGAUUCUUCAAGGCAGGUGUGCAGCCAGGCGAUAUUGGUAUCAUCACACCAUACGAAGGCCAGCGCAGCUACGUCGUCAGCUCCAUGCAGGCUACUGGGAGCUUCAAGAAGGAGAACUACAAAGACGUCGAGGUAGCUUCAGUCGACGCUUUCCAAGGUCGUGAGAAGGACUUUAUUAUCCUGUCUUGCGUGCGUUCCAAUGACCACCAGGGCAUUGGUUUCUUGAGCGACCCUCGUCGUCUCAACGUCGCUCUCACGCGUGCCAAAUACGGUCUCGUUAUUCUCGGCAAUCCGAAAGUACUCUCAAAGCAUCCGCUCUGGCACUACCUCCUACUCCAUUUCAAGGAGCGCAAUUGUCUUGUAGAGGGACCCUUGACCAACUUGCAGGUUUCCCUGCUCCAGUUCAGUCGUCCAAAGCAGACCUAUCGUGGACCUCAGCGUUAUCAGAUGGCUUACCAGCACGCAAAUGCGAUGACUUCUGGUCGCCAAGGCAGCUGGAGCGGGAACAAGCCCACACGUCAGGAGUACAAUGACAACGGUUCGAUAGUUGGUUACAUCCCAGACGAUGUAUCCUCGGUCCAUUCGUCCGCCCUUGGCGGCGUUGGUGUUCCGUCCAACUACCCUCCUAUGUUCUCCAACUUCCAGGAGUCAUGGCCGCUACCUGGUCGCCCUGGAUCUGGCGCCAAGGGCCGAAAUGGUGCACCUGCCAGUGUGGCUGGCGAGUCUGUUGCGGCCAGUGAGCUGACCGACUCUCGCAGCGACGCUCCAGGCGGUAUCAGUCUCUCGGGACUUAGUUUGAAUGACUAUAACAAGCCCACAUCGCUAAGCCAGUCUGACCGCCUCAACCGUUUCGUUGAAUCAACUCGCCAAGGCCCGGCUCUGGGUGCUGGAUUCGGUGCCGGUCGUGGCGGUCUACGCAAUGGCCUAGGUGGCUUCGACGAUGACGAUGCGCGGAGUGUUUCCACAGCUUUUGCUAGUCAGAUUGGUGGUUGA